This is a messenger RNA of Balaenoptera ricei (Rice's whale), 1414 nucleotides long. RefSeq names its product galactose-1-phosphate uridylyltransferase (gene GALT). The transcript is spliced from 11 exons. NCBI's taxonomy places the organism in Eukaryota, Metazoa, Chordata, Mammalia, Artiodactyla, Balaenopteridae. Gene Ontology annotation, molecular function: zinc ion binding; UDP-glucose:hexose-1-phosphate uridylyltransferase activity. Gene Ontology annotation, cellular component: cytoplasm. Gene Ontology annotation, biological process: beta-D-galactose catabolic process via UDP-galactose, Leloir pathway. Bases 310 to 1332 code for a protein of 340 amino acids. The record is from RefSeq and is a predicted model, not a curated record.
CGGGCCGACUAGGAGGUGGGGGCGAGGUGAGCAGGCAGAAGUUCCCGAAGGUUUCUCCACCCGGUGGCCUCCUGUCGCGCAGCGGAGCGUGUCCUGAGCGGCGUCGGAGGCGGACGCCAUGGCCACAACCUUCCGGGCGAGCGGUAACCGCAGGGCGGCCGGGACUCGCUAGGACGCGAAGCUGAGCCCUCCCCUUCCUUAGGAAGUUGUCGUCCCUGCUCGCAGGUCGGCGCGCCCACCCGUCCAGAGCAUCAGCAUAUCCGCUACAACCCGCUACAAGAUGAGUGGGUGCUGGUGUCAGCGCACCGCAUGAAGCGGCCCUGGCAGGGGCAGGUAGAACCCCCGCUUCUGACGACAGUACCCCGCCAUGACCCCCACAACCCUCUGUGUCCGGGGGCCACACGGGCCAAUGGAGAGGUGAAUCCCCACUAUGAAGGCACCUUCCUGUUUGACAAUGACUUCCCAGCUCUGCAGCAUGAUGCCCCUAGUCCAGGACCCAGUGAUCACCCCCUUUUCCAAGCAGAGGCUGCCCGAGGAGUUUGUAAGGUUAUGUGCUUCCACCCCUGGUCGGAUGUGACACUGCCACUCAUGUCAGUCCCCGAGAUCCGAGCUGUCAUUGAUGCAUGGGCCUCAGUCACAGAGGAGCUGGGUGCCCAGUACCCUUGGGUGCAGAUCUUUGAAAACAAAGGAGCCAUGAUGGGCUGUUCCAACCCCCAUCCCCACUGCCAGGUGUGGGCCAGCAGUUUCCUGCCAGAUGUUGCCCAGCGUGAGGAGCGAUCUCAGCGGGCCUAUCAGAGUCAGCAUGGAGAGCCCCUGCUAAUGGAGUACGGCCGCCAAGAGUUGCUCAGGAAGGACCGUCUGGUCCUAGCCAGUGAGCACUGGUUAGUGCUGGUCCCCUUCUGGGCAGUGUGGCCCUUCCAGACACUACUGCUGCCCCGUCGGCAUGUGCGGCGGCUGCCUGAGCUGACCCCGGCUGAGCGUGACGAUCUAGCCUCCAUCAUGAAGAAGCUCUUGACCAAGUAUGACAACCUAUUUGAGACAUCCUUUCCCUACUCCAUGGGCUGGCAUGGGGCUCCCAUGGGAUCAGAGGCUGGAGCCAAUUGGGACCACUGGCAGCUACAUGCUCAUUAUUAUCCUCCACUCCUGCGCUCUGCCACAGUCCGGAAAUUCAUGGUUGGCUAUGAAAUGCUUGCCCAGGCCCAGAGGGACCUCACCCCUGAGCAGGCUGCAGAGAGACUAAGGGCACUUCCUGAGGUUCAUUACCGCCUGGGGCAGAAGGACGGAGACAGCAGCCAUCGCCUGACCACACUGACCACAGGGCCUUCUGCCUGAGGGAACUAGGGCCUAGGGUUUGGGCAGAUGUGGGAUCAAUAAAACUGUGCUUCUCAAACUUUAAUCACAUAUUCUAACGCCA